Microtus oregoni (creeping vole) is the source of this 5202-nucleotide messenger RNA. It is a transcript of the gene Ltbp4, whose product is annotated as latent transforming growth factor beta binding protein 4. The transcript is spliced from 30 exons. Gene Ontology annotation, molecular function: calcium ion binding. The record is from RefSeq and is a predicted model, not a curated record. NCBI's taxonomy places the organism in Eukaryota, Metazoa, Chordata, Mammalia, Rodentia, Cricetidae. The coding region runs from base 26 to 4945 and encodes 1639 amino acids.
CGCGGUGGAGCGCGGCGCUGCAGCCAUGGCGGGCGGCGCGCGGCUGCUCUGGGUGUCGCUAUUGGUGCUGCUGGCGCAGCUGGGGCCGCAGCCCGGGCUGGGCCGACCCCGAGAGCGUCUCCGCGUGCGCUUCACCCCCGCCGUGUGCGGCCUGCGUUGCAUCCACGGGCCCACAGGCUCCCGCUGUACCCCGACCUGCGCGCCCCGCAACACCACCAGCGUGGACAGCGGCGCGCCCGGCGGGGCGGCCCCGGGGGGACCCGGCUUCCGCGCCUACCUGUGCCCCUUGAUCUGUCACAACGGUGGUGUGUGUGUGAAGCCUGACCGCUGCCUCUGUCCCCCGGAUUUCGCUGGCAAAUUCUGCCAAUUACAUUCCUCGGGGGCCCGGCCCCCGGCCCCAGCCAUGCCGGGCCUUACCCGCUCCGUGUACACCAUGCCACUAGCCAACCACCGUGAUGAUGAACAUGGUGUGGCAUCGAUGGUGAGCGUGCACGUGGAGCACCCUCAGGAGGCAUCGGUAGUGGUGCACCAGGUGGAACGUGUGUCAGGCCCCUGGGAAGAGGCGAACCCUGAAGCCCUAGCCAGGGCUGAGGCGGCAGCACGGGCCGAGGCGGCAGCGCCCUACACAGUGCUGGCACAGAGCGCGCCGCGCGAGGAUGGCUACUCAGACGCCUCCGGCUUCGGUUACUGUUUCAGGGAAUUGCGCGGAAGCGAAUGUGCUUCGCCGCUGCCCGGGCUCCGGACUCAGGAAGUAUGCUGCCGAGGGGAGGGCUUGGCCUGGGGUGUUCAUGAUUGUCAGCCGUGCUCGGAGCACCUGGGGAACUCCAACAGAGUGAAUGGCCCAAAUGGACCUUGUCCAACCGGCUUCGAGAGGGUUAACGGGUCCUGCGUAGAUGUGGACGAGUGCGCCACAGGUGGGCGUUGCCAACACGGGGAGUGCGCCAACACUCGUGGCGGGUACACGUGUGUGUGUCCCGACGGUUUCCUGCUGGACUCCUCCCGGGGCAGCUGCAUCUCCCAACACGUGAUCUCUGAGGCAAAGGGGCCCUGCUACCGAGUGCUCCAUGAUGGCGGAUGCUCGCUGCCCAUUCUUCGAAACAUCACCAAACAGAUCUGCUGCUGUAGCCGUGUGGGCAAGGCGUGGGGCCGCGGCUGCCAGCUCUGCCCACCUCACGGUUCAGAGGGUUUUCGGGAGAUUUGCCCAGCUGGCCCUGGUUACCACUAUUCAGCCUCUGAUCUCCGCUACAAUACCAGACCCCUGAGCCAGGACCCACCUCGAGUGACCUUCAAUCAACCACGUGCCCCACCAGCCACUGCUCGGCCACCCAUAGGCUUUCUGCCCACUCGGCCUCGGCCUGAAUCUCGGCCACAGCCUGAACCCCGGCCUCGGCCUGAAUCUCGGCCACAUCCUGAAACCCGGCCUCGGCCUGAAUCUCGGCCACAGCCUGAACCCCGGCCUCGGCCUGAAUCUCGGCCACAGCCUGAACCCCGGCCUCGGCCUGAAUCUCGGCCACAGCCUGAACCCCGGCCUCGGCCUGAAUCUCGGCCACAGCCUGAACCCCGGCCUCGGCCUGAAUCCCGGCCACAGCCUGAACUCCGGCCUCGGCCUGAACCCCGGCCACAACCUGAAUCACGGCCACGUCCUGAAUUUGCCCUGCCCAGCACCCCUCCUUGGACCGGUCCAGAGAGUCCUGAAUCAGGUCCCUCCUCCAGCGUGUGCCAGCGCAAUCCCCAGGUUUGUGGUCAGGGUCGCUGUGUUCCCCGGCCCAGUGGCUACACGUGUGCGUGCGACCCUGGUUUCCGACUCAACCCCCAAGGCACUCGCUGCAUAGACGUAGAUGAAUGUCGCCGCGUGCCUAUGCCCUGUGCUCCUGGACGCUGCGAGAACACACCAGGCAGUUUUCGCUGCGUGUGUGGCACAGGCUUCCAAGCAAGCCCGCAGGCUACAGAGUGCCUAGAUGUGGACGAGUGCCAGCGCGUGCCGCCGCCGUGUGACCGCGGGCGCUGCGAGAACAAGCCAGGCAGUUUCCUAUGUGUGUGUCCCGCUGGAUACCAAGCAGCGCCACACGGAGCCAGCUGCCAGGAUGUGGACGAAUGCACCCAGAGCCCAGGCCUCUGCGGCCGUGGAGUCUGUGAGAAUCUGCCCGGCUCUUUCCGCUGUGUUUGUCCGGCUGGCUUCCGCGGCUCGACGUGUGAAGAAGAUGUGGAUGAGUGUGCCCAGCACCCUCCACCCUGUGGGCCAGGCCGCUGCGACAACACUGCAGGCUCAUUCCACUGUGCCUGUCCAGCUGGCUUCCGCUCCCGAGGACCAGGGGCCCCCUGCCAAGAUGUGGAUGAGUGUGCCCGGAGCCCCUCGCCCUGUGCCUAUGGCCGCUGUGAGAACACAGAAGGGAGUUUCCAGUGUGUCUGCCCUACAGGCUUCCAAGCCAACGCUGCUGGCUCCGAGUGCGAGGAUGUGAAUGAGUGUGAGAACCACCUGGCGUGUCCUGGGCAGGAGUGUGUGAACUCACCGGGCUCCUUCCAAUGCCGUCCUUGCCCUGUUGGCUACCACCUGCACCGCGGCAGGUGCACUGAUGUGGACGAAUGCAGUUCGGCCACCCCUUGCGGUCUCCACGGCCAGUGCACCAACACGGAAGGCUCUUUCCACUGCAGCUGCGCUCCAGGUUACCGGGCGCCAACUGGUCUACCCGGGCCUUGUGCAGACAUAAAUGAGUGUCUGGAAGGCGACUUCUGCUUCCCUCACGGAGAGUGCCUCAACACGGAUGGCUCCUUUGCCUGUACUUGUGCCCCUGGCUACCGGCCUGGACCUCGUGGAGCUUCUUGUCUGGACGUGGACGAGUGCAGCGAGGAGGACCUUUGCCAGAGCGGCAUCUGCACCAACACUGACGGCUCCUUUGAGUGCGUCUGUCCUCCCGGGCACCGCGCUGGCCCAGAUCUUGCCUCGUGCCUUGACAUUGACGAAUGUCGUGAACGAGGACCUGUCCUGUGUGGGUCUCAGCGCUGUGAAAAUUCCCCUGGCUCCUACCGCUGUGUACAGGACUGCGAUCCUGGUUAUCACCCUGGCCCUGAGGGCACCUGUGAUGAUGUGGACGAGUGCCAAGAAUACGGCUCUGCGAUUUGCGGAGCACAGCGCUGUGAGAACACCCCUGGCUCCUACCGCUGCACGCCAGCCUGUGACCCUGGUUAUCAGCCCACACCAGGGGGCGGAUGCCAGGACGUGGAUGAGUGUCGGAACCGAUCCUUUUGUGGUGCCCACGCCGUGUGCCAGAACCUGCCCGGUUCCUUCCAGUGCGUCUGUGACCAAGGCUACGAGGGGGCACGGGAUGGACGUCACUGCGUGGAUGUGAACGAGUGUGAGACACUACAGGGUGUGUGUGGCUCCGCACUGUGUGAAAAUGUCGAAGGCUCCUUCCUAUGUGUUUGCCCCACAAGCCCUGAGGAGUUUGACCCCAUGACUGGGCGCUGUGUUCCUCCACGGACUUCUGCUGGCACAUUCCCAGGCUCACAGCCCCAAGCACCUGCCAGCCCCAAUCUUAUAGCGAGGCCUCCGCCCCCACCCCAACCUCGAAGACCCAGCUCUCCCAGGCAGGGACCUGUGAGCAGCGGGCGUCGUGAGUGCUACUUUGACACAGCGGCUCCAGAUGCAUGUGACAAUAUCUUGGCUCGAAAUGUGACGUGGCAGGAGUGUUGCUGUACUGUGGGUGAAGGCUGGGGCAGUGGCUGCCGUAUCCAACAGUGCCCGGGCACUGAGACAGCUGAGUACCAGUCAUUGUGUCCUCAUGGUCGGGGCUACCUGGUGCCCAGUGGAGACCUGAGUGCCCGGAGAGAUGUGGAUGAAUGCCAACUCUUCCAGGACCAGGUGUGCAAGAGCGGAGUGUGUGUGAACACCGCCCCGGGCUACUCUUGCUAUUGCAGCAACGGCUUCUACUAUCACGCACAGCGGCUGGAGUGCGUUGAUAAUGACGAAUGUGCCGACGAGGAGCCCGCUUGUGAAGGUGGCCGCUGCGUCAACACGGUGGGCUCUUACCACUGCACCUGCGAGCCCCCACUGGUGCUGGACGGCUCCCGGCGCCGCUGUGUCUCCAACGAGAGCCAGAGCCUCGAUGACAAUCUGGGAGUGUGCUGGCAGGAAGUGGGGCCUGAUCUUGUUUGCAGUCGCCCACGUCUAGACCGGCAGGCCACCUACACAGAGUGCUGCUGUCUCUACGGAGAAGCCUGGGGCAUGGACUGCGCUCUCUGUCCUGCCCAGGACUCAGAUGAUUUCGAGGCCCUUUGCAAUGUGCUGCGCCCCCCCGCAUAUGGCCCACCGCGCCCAGGCGGCUUUGGACUCCCGUACGAAUAUGGCCCAGAUAUAGGCCCACCUUACCAGAGUCUCCCUUAUGGUCCAGACCUGUAUUCACCACCUGUGCUACCCUAUGACCCCUACCCACCCCCUCCUGGACCCUUUGCUCGUCGGGAGGCCCCUUAUGGCGCCCCACCCUUCGACAUGCCAGACUUUGAGGAUGACGGUGGUCCCUAUGGUGAGUCGGAGGCUCCGGCCCCACCUAGCAGAGGCACUGGCUGGACAUAUAGAUCCAGAGACACCCGUGGUUCCUUCCCAGAGCCUGAGGAGUCCUCUGAGCGUGGAGGCUAUACAGGAGCCUUGGCUGAGCCCUAUGAAGGCCUGGAGGCUGAGGAGUGCGGGAUCCUGGACGGCUGCGCCCAUGGCCGCUGUGUGCGCGUUCCCGAAGGCUUUACCUGCGACUGUUUUGAUGGCUACCGCCUGGACAUCACCCGCAUGUCCUGUGUUGACAUCAACGAGUGUGACGAGGCUGAGGCAACCUCCCCACUCUGUGUCAAUGCACGCUGCGUCAACACCGAUGGCUCCUUCCGCUGUGUCUGCCGUCCAGGAUUUGCACCCACACACCAGCCACAUCACUGUGCGCCUGCGCGACCCCGAGCCUGAGCACCUGCACUUGGCGCCCCAUUACGCCUGCGCUCUGGGAGCUUCCAGAGCAUGCCUGGCUCCCUCUAGUCCGCGAGUGUGAAAGGAUGUCAGCCAGUCUGGACUUAGGAUGGACAGACACAGAGGGGUGCCUUUCGCUGCUCUCGUCAUUCCCAGCCCCUCCCACUAGCGCUUUGGGCCUGGCGUGGUCCAGUCCUGGGUCUACUGUCACAUUCCUUCCCUUUUAUAAAAUCUUCAAUUAAAACACCUAUUUUGUA